AUGCCAAAGAGAAAAGAAACCAUUGAGAAAAAAGAGGCCGGCUACUGCUCGCCGCCAGGCUUGUCAUGCGCCCCAUCGAGCCAAUACCAUCCCGAUGCCACCCAACCCAUCCAGCAGCUGUCAAACUUGUCAAACUUGACAGCCGGGGGCGUCUCAGUCGCAAGGUAUAUCGCACAUCAUGUGUCAAACACACGCAUGUGCUGCCAGUCACAUUGUGUCGGGUGCUGGCCCGGAGUACAGCGCCGCCUUUGGGGCUCCGUUGCGAAUCAAUCGUCGAGCGCCGUGGGAAUGACUCUUCGAGCCGCCUCCCGGGAGGACCCAGCACGGCCUUGGGACACGUUUCGGCUGCUGUUGCCCUCGCUCGCUCGAUUGCCUCGAUCUGGAUGCGCUGGUUUGGUAUGGCGCGCGCGCCUACAGACAGACGGAAGGGAUACGAAAGAGGAAGACAAAAAGAGAGAGUUGGAGCGGAGGACUCCGGGUUUGGGGGGGCUCGAUUAUGCCUGUUAUGACGGCUCUUCAACACAGGAAAACAACCAGGAAUUCAAACGUGCAUCCCCGGAGAUCAAACCUUCAAUGGGCCCGGCUUUGCAACGUUUCCUCCGAAGGGGCAUAGUCCCGGAAUCAAAUGCCACCAUCCAAGGGGCCACGAUGCCGUGGAUAAAAAGUAAGCCGGACCCUUAA
This is a messenger RNA of Ilyonectria robusta, 681 nucleotides long. RefSeq lists its product as uncharacterized. NCBI's taxonomy places the organism in Eukaryota, Fungi, Ascomycota, Sordariomycetes, Hypocreales, Nectriaceae. The record is from RefSeq and is a predicted model, not a curated record. The transcript has 4 exons. Bases 1 to 681 code for a protein of 226 amino acids.